Molecule: messenger RNA, 3085 nt
Organism: Falco peregrinus (peregrine falcon)
Lineage: Eukaryota; Metazoa; Chordata; Aves; Falconiformes; Falconidae
Product: ceramide transfer protein-like
Exons: 18
Coding region: 639-2510 (623 amino acids)
Biological process (GO): ER to Golgi ceramide transport
Cellular component (GO): Golgi apparatus
Molecular function (GO): phosphatidylinositol-4-phosphate binding
Source: RefSeq, a predicted model, not a curated record
ACGGCAAACAUGGCAAACCGCCCUAAGCAGCACCACUGCCCUCGCCCGGCGGCGGAGGGAACGGAUUUCCCCACUUCAUCGGGUGAGGCGAAACUCACCGCUAGCACUACAGAAACAACGGAACCAAGAUGGCGGCCACCUGCGAACGGAAGAGAGACAUUCACUGUAGCGGACUACAUCUCUAAAGAGCGAAUUAUGGCCAGGCUUACUGCUGCAUAGAAGACUACAACUCCCGGCAGGCGCCGCGCGGCCCGGCUAGAGGAGCUGAGAGGGAAGUUGAGGGGCGGAGCUCAUAAAUAGUGGCACGGCCCAUCUGCCUCGUGUAAAAUGGUGGCGGCGGUAGCAGCAGCAUCUGUAUCAUCCGCUGCGGUCUAAGUAGAGCGCGCGGUAGGCCGACGUGUACUCGUCCCUUAUCACCUCUAUGUUGAGGCCCUUGCCGUGAGUAGGGACUGUGGAGCUACGGUGAGGGGGAAGUCCGAGCUUGCGUGCCUCAGCGUCGGCCGGUUGCUGGCAGGGGCGGGUGACACUGCGGGUGCGGAGCAGUGCUCCUCAGGUAGAGCCUGCUGCUCCCGUCUCCUCAGCAGGAGGAGGUUGAAGCUGCUGUGGGUGGUGGUCGCUCGGCUCUUGUCUGUUCGGCUAUGUCGGACAAUCAGAGUUGGAAUUCGUCCAGUUCUGAAGAGGACCCCGAGACCGAGCUCGGGUUGCCUGUUGAACUCUGUGGGGUACUCAGUAAGUGGACCAACUACAUUCAUGGGUGGCAGGAUCGAUGGGUAGUUUUGAAAAGCAACACACUCAGUUAUUAUAAGUCUGAAGAUGAAACUGAAUAUGGCUGCAGAGGCUCUAUCUGUCUGAGCAAGGCUGUGAUUACACCCCAUGACUUUGAUGAAUGCAGAUUUGAUAUUAGUGUAAACGAUAGUGUUUGGUACCUCCGAGCUCAGGAUCCAGACCACAGGCAACAGUGGGUAGAUGCAAUAGAACAACACAAGACUGAAUCUGGCUAUGGAUCAGAGUCAAGUUUACGACGCCAUGGUUCCAUGGUGUCUCUUGUUUCUGGAGCAAGUGGAUACUCUGCAACUUCCACCUCUUCAUUCAAGAAGGGCCAUAGCUUAUGUGAGAAGCUUGCAGAAAUGGAAACCUUUAGAGACAUCUUGUGUAGACAAGUUGAUACUUUACAGAGAUACUUUGAUGCCUGUGCAGAUGCAGUUUCCAAAGAUGAACUCCAGAGGGAUAAAGUGGUAGAAGAUGAUGAAGAUGAUUUCCCUACAAUGCGUUCUGAUGGGGAUUUUUUACAUAACAGUAACAGCAGUAAGGAAAAAUUGUUUCCACAUGUGACACCCAAAGGAAUUAACGGCAUAGACUUUAAAGGAGAAGCUAUAACUUUCAAGGCAACUACUGCUGGAAUCCUUGCUACACUCUCUCAUUGUAUUGAACUCAUGGUAAAACGUGAAGAAAGCUGGCAAAAAAGACUAGAUAAGGAGGUAGAGAAAAGGAGAAGAAUUGAAGAAGCAUACAAAAAUGCUGUGACAGAACUGAAAAAAAAAUCCCACUUUGGAGGGCCAGACUAUGAGGAGGGUCCUAAUAGUCUGAUUAAUGAAGAAGAAUUCUUUGAUGCUGUUGAAGCUGCUCUCGAUAGACAGGAUAAAAUGGAAGAACAGUCCCAAAGUGAAAAGGUCAGAUUACACUGGCCAACAUCCUUACCUUCUGGAGAUGCAUAUUCUGCUGUGGGGACUCAUAGAUUUGUCCAAAAGCCCUAUAGUCACUCUUCCUCCAUGUCUUCCAUUGAUCUAGUCAGUGCCUCUGAUGUUCACAGAUUCAGCACUCAGGUGGAAGAGAUGGUACAAAAUCAUAUGAUAUAUUCCUUACAAGAUGUAGGGGGAGAUGCCAAUUGGCAGCUAGUGGUAGAAGAAGGAGAAAUGAAGGUGUACAGAAGAGAGGUAGAAGAGAAUGGAAUAGUUUUAGAUCCUUUGAAAGCAACACAUGCUGUUAAAGGGGUAACAGGGCAUGAAGUUUGCCACUACUUCUGGAAUGUCGAUGUUCGUAAUGACUGGGAAACAACAAUUGAAAAUUUCCAUGUUGUGGAAAACUUAGCUGAUAACGCAAUCAUCAUUUACCAGAUGCAUAAGAGGGUGUGGCCUGCUUCUCAAAGGGAUGUGCUGUAUUUGUCUGCCAUCAGAAAGAUACUAGCAUUCAGUGAAAAUGAUCCUGAAACAUGGAUUGUGUGCAAUUUCUCUGUGGAACAUGACAGUGCUCCUCUGAACAAUCGCUGUGUCCGUGCCAAAAUAAAUAUUGCUAUGAUUUGUCAGACAUUAGUGAGCCCACCAGAGGGGAACAAGGAAAUAAGCAGGGACAAUAUUCUAUGCAAGAUCACAUAUGUAGCUAAUGUGAACCCAGGAGGAUGGGCACCAGCAUCUGUGUUACGGGCAGUGGCAAAACGAGAAUAUCCAAAAUUCUUAAAGCGUUUUACAUCAUAUGUGCAAGAGAAGACAGCAGGAAAGCCUAUUUUAUUCUAGUAUUAGUAGCGAUCAGAACAAGACUGGGUGAGUAUUCCACGCUGAAGUGACCAUGCAUAGAGCACUCCAUGCUGGAACGAAGGAUCUACAGUCUUUUUAUGGCCAAAGUUCUAGGCUUUGUAUACUGAAAUAAAGAAGUGUUGCGACACCAUGAGGCUGAAUAUUUACCGCUAGUGCUCUCCUAAAUUUUCUUGUGGAAUCAAUGUGUAAUUAUAAAUAGAUUUAUUGAUAACAAGCAUAUGAUUAUUUUAUUUGUUUGCUUUAGAAGAGGAAGAACGUGUACAACUUUGAAUCACCAACAGGGGAUACUGUUUUAAUUUUAAAUGCUUUGCAGAAUUUCACUGUCAACAUUCCUAAGAUACUCAUGCAGUUUUUGUGCGUGUCUAAAAAGCACAAAAGACAAAUGCAUGUAUAGCAUACUGUAUGUGCUUUAUAUGCACAAAAAUAUACGUAGUAUUUUGAGGGGGAGGGAGUUCAGUAAAGUCUAGGUGACUUAUUGGCAGGUUUUGUUUUGCUUUGUAUAAUCACAGUUCAUUGCUGCUUGUUUCUAUAAUAAAUCAUCUUGUUACAUAAAA